This is a messenger RNA of Nerophis lumbriciformis (worm pipefish), 2055 nucleotides long. The record is from RefSeq and is a predicted model, not a curated record. NCBI's taxonomy places the organism in Eukaryota, Metazoa, Chordata, Actinopteri, Syngnathiformes, Syngnathidae.
AUGUCUUCAGACUCACUAAAAAAGCGAAAGGCGAAGGUUCUUCGCAACGAAGCAGGGACUGCAGAAGUGAAGCGCGGCAGAGGUGAAGCUGACCAGCAGGACGUACGCGUCUACAAUGAGGAAGUGGAGCUGGAUGGCAGGGACCACGAGGAGGACUUCAUCCAGUUUAAAGAGUCAUGCGAAGGACUGGCCAAGCUAAUGGAUGAAAUACAGGAGCUCAAAGCCAAUGGGGCAAAGGAGGGGAGUCCUGAAAUUGAACGUAGACGUUUGCAGAGCUGCAACCACUUCAUGACGUUGAAAAAACUCAACCGUCUGGCUCACAUGCGGUUAAAAAGAGGCAGGGAUCAUACUCACGAGGCAAAGCAGAAAGUGGAUGUGCUGCACCUCCAGUUGCAGAAUCUUUUGUAUGAAGUACUGCAUCUUCAGAAGGAAAUCAGUAAAUGCUUGGAGUUCAAGUCUCAGCAUGAGGAAAUAGACCUCGUCAGUGUAGGAGAGUUUUACAAAGAUGCACCAGAGGAGAUCUCCAGGCCACAGCUCACCAAAAAUGAUCCGCACCAGCAAACACUGGCAAGGUUGGACUGGGAGCUUGAACAGAGGAAAAGGUUGGCAGAGACGUACAAACAGUCUCAGGCCACAAAGGAGAAGAUCCAGAAAAGUAUUGAGGUCAAAAAGGAACACCUGAGGAGCUUGCAGCCUGGCCUGAAUGCCAUCAUGCAGGCCUCCAUCCCAGUGCAAGAGUACCUUUCUGUGCCUGUUGAACAGACACAGAAACACACAGAGAUUGCACAACACCUGCCACCACCCCUGUAUGUCCUCUUUGUUCAAGCCAAUGCAUACGGUCAAGCUUGUGACAAGAACCUGAGCGUAACAAUCAGCGGGGAUGUGGAAGAAGCCAAGGCUAUGUCUAAACCACCGGAGGAUUCUCAAGAUGAUGACAGUGACUCGGACGCAGAGGAAGAGCAGGAAAAAACAAAGAGGAGACGACCAACUGCGGGCGGCCAGCUAGAUGACAAGAGGCGCGAGAUGCUCAAGAAACACCCACUGUCCCUCUCUUUUGACUUGACGUGUAAAGAUGGCAGUGUCCUCAAUCUCUUCUUCUACUACCUGAUAAAUCUCAACAUCAUGACAGUCAAAGCUAAGAUUUCUGCAUCAACAGACCUCACCACAGCCAUCAGUGCAGGGGAACUUAUCAAAUCUGAAACCCUUCUAAGUUGUUUGUACGCCAAUGAUCAUGGAAGAGAAACACCCAAUCCAGCUAACCGUUAUCAGUUUGAUAAAGUUGGGAUUGUUUCUUUUGCUGACUAUGUGGAGGAUUUGGGUCAUCCGUACAAAUGGGUUCAGAAUCUUGGAGGGCUACAUUUUCCAAGUGAUUCGUCUGAGGGUAUGCUUGUGGGCAGUUCUCUAAGUGCUAGCCAUAUGGAGAACACCAUGAAGCUCCUGAGGGGGCGGGUUCUGUCCCGCUUGGCUCUGCAUAAGCAGUUUGCAUCUUUAGAGCACAAUAUCAUCCCUGUCACCACUGAGUGUCUGCACCUCUUUCCAGCCAAGAUUAUUUCCCGUUUAGCUCGAUGGACCACCAUCACGCAUGAGGAGUACACGGAUCUGACAUUUACACGUCAUGUGACUGAUGCUGGUCUGGCAAAAGCGACUGAUAUGUAUUUUAGUGGGGUUAUUGAAAGAGGCACAGCUAGUCUUCAGGCUGCAGUGGUGCUAAAUCCCCGUUACCCUGAAAUCUCGCCUCUCUUCUCCCUCUCGCUCAGCUGGAAGGGAGAGCGCAGUGGGCGCACUGAUGACAACCUUAGGGCCAUGGAAAGUGAGGUGAACGUGUUCAAAAAGGAAUUACAAGGCCCACGUCCAGGCUACCAGCUCUUGACCAAUCAGAUUUCACGCCUAUGUGUCUGUCUGGAUGUCUACCUGGAGACCGAAGAACAGGAUGAUGGUGUGGAAGGACCACGGGAGUUUCCCCGUGAAAAGAUGUGCCUGCGUACUGUCAAGGGUCCAAAUCGUCUAAAACCAUUCAAAUACAACCAUCCUCUGGGUCUCUUCAGUCAUCGCUAA